AUGCUUUCACAUCAGUAUGGUCUAGAGCGCUCCCAGCGAUUCUACGACACGCGGCCGAGUCGAAAGGCCCUCACUCUUCAGAGGCACCGGGACAGUUGCAAUCUGAGUAGCAAUAGCUUUUAUUCCCUUCAUGAGGUCGUUAUUCAAAAACAAAGAAAAGAAGACGUGGCCGCCUUCACCACCCGAAACCUGCCUAUUCCAUCUCUAGCACAUACGCUUCAUGCCAGUAAACCGCCUAGACUGUGGUCCCAAGUCGAAAAAGCGCCGGCAAGAAACUGCCCAUCGAGGCCAGCGCGAUCGUCCCCACCUGAGGAUCAUGACAGGCAGGGAUCCAAGACGCGCGCCGUGCCGCAGCCCGUGAAUUCAUCAGACAUUUACAGCCAUGAUGAGGCGUUUCGAGACAAACAGAGAAUGGUAAAUCGUAAUCUCGUCGGCGCGUCACGCAGAGAUGCCCUAUGGACUUCUAUGCUGCGCUUCGACACUGCAAAUGCGUAA
Molecule: messenger RNA, 495 nt
Organism: Sodiomyces alkalinus F11
Lineage: Eukaryota; Fungi; Ascomycota; Sordariomycetes; Glomerellales; Plectosphaerellaceae
Exons: 4
Coding region: 1-495 (164 amino acids)
Source: RefSeq, a predicted model, not a curated record